This is a messenger RNA of Hippocampus zosterae (dwarf seahorse), 2102 nucleotides long. RefSeq names its product solute carrier family 25 member 46 (gene slc25a46). Bases 12 to 1568 code for a protein of 518 amino acids. Gene Ontology annotation, biological process: mitochondrial fission; mitochondrial membrane fission; axon development. Gene Ontology annotation, cellular component: mitochondrial outer membrane. The record is from RefSeq and is a predicted model, not a curated record. NCBI's taxonomy places the organism in Eukaryota, Metazoa, Chordata, Actinopteri, Syngnathiformes, Syngnathidae. The transcript is spliced from 7 exons.
CAGUGCACAGGAUGAGAAGUUGUUCCGUAGUCCGCCACAGUCUGCUACUUGGCGCUAAGCAGUGUAGGACACACGCUAGAUUCAGCUACAGGUUCCGGGUCAGAGGUGCCACGGGUGACAGGUCGCCGUCCGUCCGGGUCGUCCAUCAAUGUUUACGGGCUGACAAUUUGCGCCGCGGUGGUCCUCGUUGGUUCUCUCGGCCCCCCUUUCUCAUGGCGUCCAGACGACCGGACAGCUUCGACGGGCUCACCUACCGCGGCAACCGGGAUGAGCCGCACUAUUCGGCGGCUUACUCGCUCCGGAGCGCGGAGCCGCAGCAGCCUCUCCACUGGGUCACUACGCCGCCAGAUAUCCCCGGGAGCCGCAACCUCCACACCGGAGAGCGGACGCCGCUCUACGACGAGCCGCCGGGAGCUUCUGGGGGACCUACUGGGGAGCGCGAUUGGAAUGCGGCAGCGGCGCAGGCUGGCGGCCCGCCUCCGCCUGAGCAGCUGAAUCGCCUCACAGGUUUUGGGAUCGGAUUCGUCAGUCUGUUUGCAGAAAACGUGCUGACUCAUCCGUGCGUGGUCUUUCGCCGGCAGUGUCAGGUGACCCUUGACCUCGCGCCUCCUCCCCCACAUCCACCUGAGGCCGCCCGCACCCACGAAUUAUUUUGUUUUUCCCCGCAGGUCAACUACCACGCGCGCUGUGACCACCUGAUGCCGUUCAGCGCACUCGCCGUCAUGUACGCCAUCAGCAAAGCUCAGGGUCCCAGGGCAUUGUGGAAGGGGAUGGGCAGCACCUUCAUUGUGCACGGCGUCACGCUGGGAGCUGAGGGCAUCAUCAGCGAGUUCACACCGUUGCCGAGGGAGAUUCCUCACCGCUGGAGCGCUAAACAGCUGGCCGGUCAUUUCCUACUCAAAGGUUUGACUGCGGUGGUGGCGCUUCCUUUCUACUGCUCCAGCCUGAUCGAGACCGUGCAGAGCGAGAUCGUGCGCGACGAGUCGUCAUCGGGGCUGCUGGAUUGCGUGCGUGAAGGUCUGGCCCGCCUCCUGGGCAUGGGCGCCCCACACAGUCGGCGCCUGCUCCCUCUCAGCUGCCUGCUGCUUCCCGCCGUGUGUCACGCCGUCCUGCGCUAUGCAGCGGCCACCGCCGUGCAGCGCGCCGCCCUGUGGCUGCACCGGCGCGCCAAGCAACGGCGGCAGGGCUCGGCCGACCCGCCGGCGGACCCGUUGGAGACCCACUUCCCGGAGCUGGCGGCAGCGUGGUUGGGCUCAUUAGUUGCGGACGCGCUGACCUUCCCGCUGGAAACGGUGUUGCACCGCCUCAGCCUGCAGGGCACCCGCACCAUCAUCGAUGCCACCGAUGGCGUAGCGGCGGGUAACGGCGGCAGCCCGCUGGUGCUGCCGGUCAACACGCAGUACGACGGCGCGGCCGACUGUUUCCACUCCAUCCGCCGCAAAGAAGGUUGGGCCGCCUUUUACCGUGGCUUCGGCGCUCUGGUGGCCCAGUUUGCGCUGCACGGCGCUUUGUUGGCCGCCGCCCGGACACUUCUGAGGCUGCUGCUGCUGGAGGCCAAGGCGGGCUAGAGGCGCAGUCCCAUACAUCCUCCGCGUGUCACCGUGGAAACGGCAAAAGAUCCUGUGUGUGUAUGUAUUUAUUUGGCUUGGACGAAAAUGGAGACCGCUGCAAAAUGAUCCGUUUCUUUAGGUUUUGGUAUUGUCGGCGUAGCCGGAGGCGACCCAGGUGAGCGCAGGUUCUCCGGCGACUCCCAACACCAUGCCAACCUCCAUCCUCACCAGGGCAAGGAGAGCCUGGCAACUACUGAUGUCACUUCCACCUCCCAAUAUUGUAAUUUAUUUACAGAACAAAAAAAAAUGUCGGUCUCUUAUUUUUCCCCCCCGCACUGUAAGUUAAUUGUAUAUAUAGACAUGUGAUAAAUAUUACGGCGUUAGAUUUGCUUAGUUCAGCAUAAAGACUUCACUUCUUGUCUCCAUGAACGCAUGAAGCCAAUAAGCAUUUCAUUUGUAUAAACUUGUCAUCAAACCAAAGUGGAAAAUAACAUCAAAAAAAAUUGUUAUCCGAAAACUUGCUAUUCCGAAACAUUAAAAUUCAGAUCUAAA